Messenger RNA from Formica exsecta, 1683 nucleotides. Its product is annotated as L-lactate dehydrogenase-like. Gene Ontology annotation, molecular function: L-lactate dehydrogenase (NAD+) activity. Lineage: Eukaryota; Metazoa; Arthropoda; Insecta; Hymenoptera; Formicidae. The record is from RefSeq and is a predicted model, not a curated record. Gene Ontology annotation, biological process: carboxylic acid metabolic process. Bases 448 to 1683 code for a protein of 411 amino acids. The transcript has 8 exons. Gene Ontology annotation, cellular component: cytoplasm.
CACAUACACACACAAUUACAUGUUUUAUUUUUAUGUUGUGCUAUUAACUUUAAUAGGAUAAAUAAUGUUCCUAUUAUGAAUGUUUAUGCGUGUUUAUAUGUGUGUAUAAAUAUAUAACUUUUGUGACAAAUUCGAUUAUUAAUGUAAUGUGACAAUUAUUAUAUAAUAAGCCAUUUUUAAUAUAUUAUAUAAGUAAUAAAAUAUUUUCAAAUAAUUUAUCAAUGGAUAGUAUAUUUUUAUACAUAUUUUUUUCUUGAACACCUGCUGUACAAAAUUUAAGUAACCAUGGAUGCGUUUAACAAUUGGCGAAUCGACAUGAUGGCGGAAUGCCAAGGAUGUUAUGUCGUUCGAUUAUCAGUGUACUCUCUCCUUUCGAGAAAAAAACGGUUUCAUGCGAUGUGACGGGCGCGGGUGAAAACGAUCGUGAGACGUUUACAAAAUCGGCGAAUGACAGAAACAAUGGUUCUAUCACCAAUACUGUUAAAAUCAUCGCUAUCGAUAUGUUUGAGAAAUCUUAUCCGCGUGACAUCAACGACGGCAAUAGGCUCCAUUAGGAGUCGAUAUACACGUCCUUUACCGCCGACAGUUUUGGCGAAAAUCUUCGGAAGUAAUAAAGGGAAACCUUUCGGAAAAGAUGCGACUGCUGGUUCAGAUUUACAGCGAACCGUUAAUUUUAUUUCGCCAUGCUUACGAGAAGAACUCUUAUGCAAGACCUCGGAACCAGUUAAAGACUGCUGUCAUAAAGUCGCUAUUGUCGGUGCUGGUAUGGUUGGCGUUGCUGUUGCGAAUGCGCUCCUCUUUCAACGAAUUACUUCGCACAUUGCAAUAGUAGACGCCUUUCCUAAAAAGUUGGAAGGCGAAGGAAUGGAUUUUUGUCAUAGUUCUUCAUUCAUAGGAGAUCCAAAGAUCGAGUACGACACAGAUUUUUGUGUGACACAUAAUUCAAAAGUCGUAGUGAUUUGCGCGGGUGUACGACCAAAGAAGAGCGAAAGCCGACUUGAUUUGGUGCAAAGAAAUACAGAGAUAUUGAAAAAUAUAAUACCACCUCUCGUAAAUUAUAGCCCUAAUGCUGUGUUCAUCAUUAUCAGCAAUCCUGUGGAUAUCUUGGCCUGGGUUACCUGGAAGCUGAGCGGACUUCCGGCCCAUCAAGUAAUUGGCAGCGGAACUCAUUUGGACAGCGGAAGAUUUCGCUAUUUGAUUGGUGAUCGAUUAGGAAUAGCGCCAAGUUCGGUUCAAGCAUUUAUAAUCGGUGAACAUGGGGACAGUAUGGUUCCGCUCUGGUCCGGAGUGAGCGUCGCAGGGGUGCAAUUCCGUGAUAUUAUCCCGAAUAUUGGUUUGGAAACGGACGAUGAAAGAUGGCACGAAAUAUCGAGAGAAGUCGUAAAGUUAGGCCCAACAGUGCGGUGUUUAAAAGGAUACUCAAAUACGGCCAUUGGAAUUUCCGCAGUAGAUAUCAUAAUCGCAAUAUUACGCAAUACUCAAGCGAUUAUACCAGUUUCAACUCAAAUACAGGGUCAUCAUGAUGUAUGUCACGAUAUGUUCCUGUCGCUACCUUGCGCGAUUGGCGAAAAUGGCAUCACGAAUAUCAUUCGAAUGCAUAUAACCGAAUACGAGAAAAAGCUGUUCCAGUCUUCGGCGAAUAUCGUGUACAACAUGCAGAAAAAAAUCAACAUUAAAUCUUGA